CAAUAUUGUUUGGAACCGACGUGCCGAAGUAAGGCGACGGACGAUAUUUCGUUCCUGACGAUAUGCUGGACCUGCACGAAGUUUUCACGGCGGCGACGCGGGACGCACUCUUCAACGACGUACGGCAGACGCGUCUGCCCAACGGCCUCCGCGUCGAGUAUGCUAUGCACGGCGACGACACCGCUCGAGACAAAGUCGUGAUGCUCAUGGGAAUGCAGGGCGAGAAGGAAGCUUGGCUUCCUCUCGUGUCUUCGUUCUUGCAUCCAGCGAACGGCGCUGCGUCGUCGACGUAUCAACUAGUGACAAUGGACAACCGCGGUGUCGGCGGCUCCGACAAGCCUUGGGGAUGGUACUCGACGUCUCAGAUGGCCCGCGACGCGCUCCACCUCAUGGAUCAUCUGCGCUGGUCCAAAGCACACAUCGUUGGCUCGAGCAUGGGUGGCAUGAUUGCCCAAGAGCUUGCGUACAUGGCACCCGAGCGUGUUCUGUCGCUGGCUCUGAUGGUGACCACCCCUGGCUUUCGACAAGGCGCGCUGCCAGGCCUGCCCCAACUUACAUCCUAUGCAUCCCUCGUGCAGAAUUUGCUUUACCCAACCCACCACCGCGUCGCGUCCACAAUGAUCAGCGUGCUAUUCCCCGAGUCGUACCUCCAGCAGGCAUCGUCGACAAAAGGCGACGCAGACACAACCAUGACGACGGAGGCCGUGCUGUACAAGCACCACAUGGAGCGCCUGAGCCACGUCCAGAUGUCGCUGAGCGGCAUCAUCGGCCAUUACACCGCUGUGCUCUUCCACAACGUGAGCCGCGACCGGCUCAAGGUCAUUGCGAACUCGGGCUUCCCCAUCAUGAUCAUCGGCGCCAAGAUGGACCGGAUGCUCCAUCCAGACAACUCUGAGUAUCUCGCGCAGACGCUAAGCGGCAAGUACACGACAGCUAUCAUCUUUGAGCACGCGGGACACGACGUUCAUGUCCAGCACCGUCGAGAGGUUGCGGAAGCGCUCGGUCGGCAUUUCGCGUCGGCAAAGACGGCGCAUUGCCCACGGCGCUCAUCCAGUGCCACGUCGUCCAGGAAGAAGAAGCGGCACGCCAAACGACGCCAUGAAUAGAUCGGUGUAGCGUCGAAAGACAUGUCCAGUGUACUACAUAGCUCGACGUGCAAAGAAAAUGGUGUGGAUGCCGGUCAAAGCGGCGCAACGGAA
Aphanomyces invadans is the source of this 1199-nucleotide messenger RNA. RefSeq lists its product as hypothetical. The record is from RefSeq and is a predicted model, not a curated record. NCBI's taxonomy places the organism in Eukaryota, Oomycota, Saprolegniomycetes, Saprolegniales, Verrucalvaceae. Bases 63 to 1106 code for a protein of 347 amino acids. The transcript has 2 exons. Gene Ontology annotation, molecular function: catalytic activity.